Paramecium sonneborni is the source of this 475-nucleotide messenger RNA. The record is from the annotation of a GenBank genome assembly. Lineage: Eukaryota; Ciliophora; Oligohymenophorea; Peniculida; Parameciidae.
AUGAAUUAAAUUUAAAUAUUUAUUGGGAAUGAUCAUGCAGCUUUAGAAUAUAAAAAUAUUUUAUUAGAAUAAUGCAAUAAAAAGGGAUAUUAAAUAAAUGAUUAAGGAACAAACACAAACUAAAGUUGUGAUUAUAAUGAUUUUGCAGUUAAUGUAUGUAAUGAAGUAAUAAAAACAAAUGGAAUUGGUAUAUUAAUAUGUGGUAGUGGUAUUGGUAUCUCAAUUAUGGCAAAUAAAGUUAAAGGAAUUCGAUGUGGAUAAGUGAAUGACUAUCAUUCAACAUUAUAAGCAAUAGAAAUAGGUUGUAAUGUCAUUUCUUUUGGUGCCAGAACUGUAGGUAUUGAAAUAGCUAAAUAAAUUGUUGACACUUUUCUUUCUUAAUAUCACAAAAUCGAUAAUAAUGAAGUAGAGAAAGAAAUUUAAGGUUUUGAAGAAGAAAAUUAUAGAAAAUGAUUAAAUAAAUUAAAAAUAUCAA